AUGGGCUCGCGCUUCUUUUGUCUGGCCCACCGCAAGUCGGUGAAGGGGUUGGAACUGGGCGCCACGACGCGCACCGCCGUAGAGGUCGGCCAAGGCCCCAUCUCCUACAUGACCAAGGACGCUUGCACGUGGAGUCUCAAUUACGGAGAAAGCGAGCGACACUUUGCCGAGCUUUCCAUCCGUGAAAAUUGCGGCGGCAACAGCGAAUGCGUGCUCGACUUUUUGCAACUUGUUGACGCCAUCGAGCGCGACGCGGAGAGGAUGCCUCUGCGUCCGCUGUUGCGAGGCGACUUUGCCGAUGCGGUCACCACAAAGUGCCAGGUGAUCUUGACCCGCGAUCUGCGUCGAGACAUAGAACAUGCCAAGCUGUGCAUCAAUCUAGAGAAAAUCGUCGAUGGCCGCCAAGGAGACGACCUUCUCAAGGGUGCCGCCUACGAGCACUGCGGAUAUCACCACCAGCGGCCAGAAGGCAGACUUUGGAGGAUCAAAAACGCGCUGGCUGACGAUCCCGGCGUCAACACGGAACAGCUCCGCUGCAUAUCCACGAUGGUUGAAAAAAGCCAUUGA
Molecule: messenger RNA, 567 nt
Organism: Acanthamoeba castellanii str. Neff
Lineage: Eukaryota; Discosea; Longamoebia; Acanthamoebidae
Exons: 1
Coding region: 1-567 (188 amino acids)
Source: RefSeq, a predicted model, not a curated record